UUAAGCAGCGGACGGACAGCUAACGGACAGCGAACGGACAUCGUCAUGAAACUCCAGCAGCUACCAGGACUUCUGUUCGUGCUGAAUCUGCUCUGUAGAGGACUUCUGGCCGCCGUGCACGACGAGCUGCCACAGUGCGGUCUUCAUGGCAUCUACAGGCAGCGACAGAGUCUGAUUGAGUCGCCCAACUAUCCGGACAACUAUCCGGUGAACACUUGCUGGGAUUAUGUGAUACGCUCGCCGUAUCGCUGCCCCACCAAGUUUCACAUUCAAUUUCUUGACUUUAAGCUGGAACUCUCGGAGAAGUGCAGUCGGGAUUAUUUGGCCAUUGGCCUGGAGAACGAUGGCGAGGACAUGGAUGUGCUCUGCGGUCAGGUGCUGGGCAUCAAGAAGUAUCACACACCCGACGGUGUGCUGCGUUUGCGCUUCCUCAGCGACGAUUCCCCCUGGACCACGGGCGGAGGCUUUCGUCUGCUGGUCACGCGUUUGGCUUGCGAGCGGGAGGACCUGGCUGCGAGGGGUCUGGAGGAGGACAGCGAGGACCAAGUGGUUGUGGAUGAUGUUGACACGGUGCAAGUGAGUGCCAAGUUGCCCUCGAAGAAGCAACAUCUUCAUCAUCAUCAUUUGCUGCAGCCACAGCAGCCGCAACAGCCGCAGCAGGAGGCGUUGAACUUUACUCAGUUGAGUCCUUGGGGAUUGAACGUGGGCUGGCCGCCAUUUUAUACGCAAGGAGCAGCACCUGGCGGGUUUUAUGUGCCACCUGUAGGCGUGUCACCGCCUUGUUUGCCACAGCAGCAGCAGAACCGGCAGCAGCAGCAACAGCAAUUGUUGCAGCAGCAGCAGCAAUUUUUACAGCAGCAACAAUACCUGCAGCAGCAGCAGCUCUUGCAGCAGAAUCCUUUGCAACAGCAGCAACUUCUACAGCAACAGGAGCAACAGCGACAGUUACAGCAGCAAUUUUUGCAACAGAAUCCCCUCCAGCAGCAACAAUUGCUACAACAGCAGCAACAAUUCCCGCAACAGCAGCAACAAUUGUUCCAACAGCAGCAACAAUUUUCGCAACAGCAGCAACAAUUGCCUCUCAUCUCGGAUCAAUAUCAAACGAGCGCCUUUCAACCUCCUAAAGUGACCCUCAAGGACUAUGACUCCUCGAGUGUGCAGCAGUUCGGUGGCUCGUUGGAUCUCUGCUGUUCCAGCAGCUUCAACCAAAAUCAUUUCUAUCUGUCGAGUCCUGGCUUCCCGAGGACUGUGCUGAACGCGCUGCUGCCCAACCAACAAAGGGAUUGCGUGUUCCACAUCGAAAAGAGUUCCCCGAAUGUCUGUCGGCUGAGAAUCCAAUUCAAAUUCUUUGAUUUUGGACAGAAUGCAGGAGGCAUAGGCAGCGGACUGGCUGGAGGAAUUGGCGGUGGAGUGGCAGGCGGCGGCUUUGGAGGUGGCAGCUUCGGAGCAGGUGGUUUAGGCGCCCAACAAUCCUGCACUGGCGACUUCCUGGAGCUGGACGGUCAACGCUAUUGUGGCUGUCGUUCCGGCUAUGUCCACAAAUCGCACUGGGCCCAGGGCCGCAAGGCUUUGCGCAUGCGCAUGGGCCAGUCGGGCAGCAGCACCUCCAAUGGCUUUCUGCUGGAGAUCUACCAAGAUCAGGACUCUGAUGGCUGUCGGCAGGAUCAGGGCGCUGGCUUUGGACUGGGCUUGCAGCAGCAACAGCAACCGCAGGCGGGCCUGGGCCUGGGUUUGGGUCUUGGCAUCUGGCCGCAAGGUGGCUACCUGCAAGGACCAUCUCCCGUGGGUUAUCCAGCGCUGCAGCAGCCGCUGCAUCCGCAGAUGUGGCCACUGCAGGGGGGCUACCUGAAUGGAGGUGGAUAUCCACUGCCUUAUCGCCAAACGAGACGCGUGUCCUGGGCGCGUGGCUUGGAUGAGCAUCAGCCUUCGAGGGUUGUGGAAACAAACUCCACGAGGAAGGAGUUCUACUACUUUGAUGGCGAUGAAGCCUUCGCACGUUCGGCAUUGGACGAUGAGGAGGAUAAACUUCCUGUGGGAGUGACAGUGCAGCCACAGGCACAGGCUCAAACACUGUCCCAAUCGCUGCCCCAAUCCCAGCUGGCCACGAAAGCCUUCGAGCAGAGCAGCUGCACCUUUGACUACAUGGAGGUCCUGAAGCUCUCCGUGGACACGCUCUGGCUGACGAAACCUUUGUGCUUUUCCCCGCUGCGGAGUUGGUUCCCGAAUAUCUUUGGUUGAAUAAUUAUUUCAUCAAGUGGAUGACGCGGCUCUGGCACCCGUAAUCUGCGAUCUUAGCGCUCUCUUUCUAUCUCUCUCUUUCCGUUUCUUUGUAUAUCCGCGUGGCAAUUGUGUUGACGUCAUACCAAAAUGCAUGAAAUAUAUGACAGAAAAAA
Messenger RNA from Drosophila subobscura, 2393 nucleotides. RefSeq lists its product as uncharacterized. The record is from RefSeq and is a predicted model, not a curated record. Gene Ontology annotation, molecular function: serine-type endopeptidase activity. Bases 46 to 2238 code for a protein of 730 amino acids. NCBI's taxonomy places the organism in Eukaryota, Metazoa, Arthropoda, Insecta, Diptera, Drosophilidae. The transcript has a single exon.